UUCACCUAGCCAUUCUGCGUCUCUCCCCCUUUUUUCUCCCCCACUUCCUCCGGCAAGCUGACCUUUGGUGUCAGUCUGAUUUCCUUAUAGGUGUAGACAGGAGCCACAACAGCCGCUGCACCGGAUACCUCCUCCUUGUCCUUGUUAAUUAUUAUUUUUAAUUAGAAGUUGAAUGGCCCUGAGUGCCAGCCAAAAUGGAGCGCAAGUGUAUGGGACUGAUCUGCUCUCUCUCCACCACCAAACGCAUCAAAAACUGCAUCCCUCCAGAAGUUCACAUCACCACCAUCAUGACGAAGACAUGAAAAAGGAUGGAGCGGCUGAUUCCUUUUGGUCCAGGCCUGAAUCUCGAAUAUGGACCUUGAUGCUGCUGCUCGGAACCUGCUUACUCUACUGCGCCCGGGUCACGAUGCCCAUCUGUGUCGUUGCCAUGAGCGCUCGCUUUGACUGGGACAAGAAACAGUCCGGCAUUGUACUGAGCAGCUUCUUCUGGGGCUAUUGUUUAACUCAGAUUCUUGGGGGCCAUCUGAGUGAUCGGAUAGGAGGAGAGAAAGUCCUCCUUCUCUCUGCAUCAGCCUGGGCGUCUAUCACUGCCAUCACCCCUCUGCUCGUCUAUGUCGGCUCUGCCCACCUGGUUCUUAUGACCUUCUCCAGGUUCCUCAUGGGGCUGUUGCAAGGGGUCCACUUUCCUGCCUUGGCCAGCUUACUUUCCCGGAAGGUCCGGGAAAGUGAAAGAGCGUUCACGUAUAGCACCAUAGGAACAGGAUCUCAGUUUGGGACGCUGGUGAUGGGGGCAGCAGGGUCCCUCCUCCUUGACUGGUACGGAUGGGAAAGUGUGUUCUACUUUUCAGGUGUGCUGACGUUGCUCUGGGUCUACUGCAUGUGCAAAUACCUCCUGCAUGAAAAAGAAAUCAUUAUCCCAUUCGAAGACUUAAUGAAGGGGCUCUCCUUAUCCAAACAGACCAAAGUGCCGUGGAAACAAAUAUUUAAAAAGGCCCCUGUGUGGGCCGUGAUCAUAGCCCAGCUGUGUGCAGCCAGCACCUUUUUCACCCUGCUCUCCUGGCUCCCGACUUUCUUCACGGAAACGUUUCCUGAUUCAAAAGGAUGGAUAUUUAAUGUAGUCCCGUGGCUGGUGGCCAUCCCAACGAGUUUGUUCAGUGGAUUCCUUUCUGACCGAUGCAUCAAUCAAGGAUAUAAAGCGAUCACCGUUCGCAAGUUUAUGCAGUUCGUUGGCUCAGGUGUAUCCAGCAUCUUCGCCUUGGGCAUAGGCUACACCUCCAGUUUUUGCCGAGCGGUUGUGUUCGCAUCUGCCUGCAUUGGAUUUCAGACCUUCAACCACAGUGGGAUCUCGGUCAAUAUACAGGAUCUGGCUCCUUCAUGUGCCGGCUUAUUGUUUGGUGUGGCAAACACUGGUGGAGCCUUAUUAGGUGUCGUUUGUGUGUACUUCGCUGGACAUCUGAUCGAAAGCACUGGUUCUUGGGUAUCUGUUUUCCAUCUCGUGGCAAUGGUGAACGCCUUCGGGCUUUGUACGUUUCUGGUCUUUGGCAAAGCCCAAAGAGUGGACACAAACACUGCCCUCGUAGACCUAUAAGCUGAUCCCUGGGCCAGAUCAGGCAAGCACCAAAAGGCAUCAGAGUCAAAACACCGGAACUUAACCUAGACACCGAAAUAAUUUUAUUAGCUGUGGAAUGAAGGAAGUCCACACCUUCACAAACUGAUUCUAUGGGGCAUUGAGCCCCCUGCUGGCCUUUCCAAACUCCAUUUUGUUGGUGCAGCAUUUCACCCGUUUUGCUGCUGACCUGCAAGAUGGUCACGCUGUGCUGUUGGCAGACUUUGGUUCCUUUUUCUAUUGGGAUAAUGUUGUUUAAAUGUCAAAGAAUCACCAAAAAAACCCACCGCACUUCACCAGAUGUAGCUCAUUGGUCCCUUUUCUUGGAAGCAGGAAGAACUUGGACUGACUCCGUCCGUAAGAAAGAGGAUUUAUUUUCUGCCACCGUCCUUGAGGUUGCACUUGAAACAUGUGAAAACAGGAGGGUUCCCCCCACCCACCCCGUACUUAUGAUUUUAAUGUUCUGUUUCAGAGCCCCUGAAGCCAUUGCUGUGAAUUUCCCAUCCAUACAAACAUGCCUGAAACUCCUUUGAGUUUUCUCAGCUGUAACUUGGAGAUGUCCAGAUGAUGGCUUUAUGUGUGCAAUAAUUACUUGGGUUUUUGUUAUUCAGUGGUACCUCUGGCCCAGGGAUGUUCCACCUUUGGCUCUUGGGGGCUUGGUCUGCCUCCAUGGGCCUUGCUCCCUGGAUCCUCAACCUUCACUGCUAUUGGAGCAGCUACCGGGAGCUUGGGGAGGAGACAUGGAGAGAAGUCCCUGCUGUUAUUUCCAAUCACAGUUCAGAGAUAACAGUAGGAAUUCUCCGUGCUGCUGCUUCCUUUCCCAGUUGGGGAGGGUUCCGUUUGGUGGCAGUGGGGAGAGAGAUUAUGCUUCAUUUGGACUUCCCUAGCUAGAGAAAUGCCAGACAACAGUGCAGUUGAACAAGCCCAACUCCCCUUUGCUCCUAUGCUGAGAGGGACUUGGCUGACCCUGUUUCCCCCAGUGGGGAAGCCACAGGAUGAGCAAAACAGUGUGCAGCGAAGCCUGGUCCACAGCUGAAGCCCCAGGAGGAAGAGCCACGUGGUGCUUCGGCCAGGGAGCAAGUGGCGUCUAGUGGACGCAUACCCAUGCCCACACCCGCACACACUGUGUAUUUUCAGAGUCAAGUUCUAUUUUAUUUUAUUGUUCUCUGGAGGCUGUGUUUUACUGUUAUAUCACACGAGCACCAGAGUGCUGAUCUGGCCAUUUACAAAAGCCAGUAGAGAAAAAAAUAAAAUAAAAAAUGGCAAGCGCUACGAACACUUUAGAUGUAACCCUAUUGAGAAUUUACUUGAGGAUUGCAUGAAGACCAAAAAUGCUGUUCCAGGAUUGUGUUAUAGAAAAGACACGGUAAACCAGCUUAGAUUGCCUGUCCUCGUGCCCAUCCAAAGACUCCGAGGCAGAAGCAUCAACAUUUAGAAAGCACAGAUCCAUGUGGGCCCGUAGAGUGACUUAUGGACCCAGCGGAGCAAAGAAUCUCUAUGCAUUCCCACCAGAACUGUUGAACAACGUGGAAGGAUGAGCUCAUACGGGGCUUAUGGGAAACAGGCCGUCUGUUCCCAGCCUAGAUCAAAGUUCAUGUGAAAGACGGGUUGGAAUAAAUCAAGGGAGAAGUGUCUUGCAUUUUGGGAACUGUGUCUCUAGCUUAAUGAAAACCCUCUUUAUGCCUCCACCCUUUAAAAGAAAUUAUAUCUCCAAGUCUGUCAGGUUGUAUUUUUCCUCCAGUGCCUAAAUUACUGUGAAUGGUAACAGAACCAGUCCUUAACUCAGCCACUUGUGCCUUAGCCUUCGUUGGAAUGAGUAAAAGCCAGAUGUACAAAAGGACUGGUUUAGAGGUCAGGUUCUGUAGGUUGAGGGUCACUGAACAACAAUGGGAAGGGUUCUGCAGGCAGCCUGGGAUUACAUUUGUGUAGCCUGGAUUUCAAAGCCUUAAGUCUUUCUCCCUUUCUACACCAUACCAGUGUAGCGGGAGGGAUGGGGG
Elgaria multicarinata webbii is the source of this 3603-nucleotide messenger RNA. RefSeq names its product solute carrier family 17 member 9 (gene SLC17A9). The transcript is spliced from 13 exons. The record is from RefSeq and is a predicted model, not a curated record. Gene Ontology annotation, molecular function: transmembrane transporter activity. Bases 173 to 1588 code for a protein of 471 amino acids. NCBI's taxonomy places the organism in Eukaryota, Metazoa, Chordata, Lepidosauria, Squamata, Anguidae. Gene Ontology annotation, biological process: transmembrane transport.